Dovyalis caffra is the source of this 262-nucleotide messenger RNA. NCBI's taxonomy places the organism in Eukaryota, Viridiplantae, Streptophyta, Magnoliopsida, Malpighiales, Salicaceae. The record is from the annotation of a GenBank genome assembly.
CCACAACACACCACACCAAUAGCACCUCUCUCACCUAACAACAACACGCAAGUGCUGGGUACCCCAGGCGUGCAACGAACCCCUACUUAUCGGUGCUUGCGUGCACACUUCCUCCAAGCCAACGUGCACGCACAACCUAGCGCCGGACACAAUGUGCAUGCACCCCUCCAAGUGCCUCGCCCGUUUGAGCCUCGACACACACCCGCACAUUUAGCACCUCACCUACGUCAAGCUCUCCUCUCGCACGAGGCUACCCAUGCCC